This is a messenger RNA of Petromyzon marinus (sea lamprey), 2819 nucleotides long. Its product is annotated as regulator of G-protein signaling 7-like. Lineage: Eukaryota; Metazoa; Chordata; Hyperoartia; Petromyzontiformes; Petromyzontidae. Gene Ontology annotation, cellular component: cytoplasm; neuron projection. Gene Ontology annotation, biological process: G protein-coupled receptor signaling pathway; positive regulation of GTPase activity; intracellular signal transduction. Gene Ontology annotation, molecular function: GTPase activator activity. The record is from RefSeq and is a predicted model, not a curated record.
GCGUGUGUGUGCGUGCGUCCGCACUCCUCUGCCCGCGGCGGCUGUUUCGGCGCUGGCGCCGUGACCCCGCCACGCGCGCUCCACUUCCCCUCCCGCAACACUCGCGCAGUGCUCAGCGGUUCUCUGCCUGCGCGCCGCCGCCGCCGCCUCCUCAUUGCAUGGAUAUCCUGCAGCAGUAGCAGCAGCAGCUGGUGGUGGUGGUUGUGGCCACUACCAGCAACUUUCCAUAGCGCUCUUGCCGACGCCGCUGCCGCUACUGUCGCUGCUACCGCUGCUAUUACUGCCGCGUGCUGCUGGUGCUGCUGCUGCAGCUGCUGCUACUACUGCUGCUGCUGUUGCUUCUGUUGGAAUUUACUACGAAUCAAAGCGUCACGGGGGGAAACCCAUGGCCGAGUCCGCUGCGGAGGCCGCCGCGGUGGCGUCUGGGUUUGUCUGCGUGCAGCACUCGCCCAACAUGAGCACCUACAGGAAGAUGGAGCAGAUCGUCCGUCGGAUGCAGGCAGAGGAGGGCGGCGUCGCGAUCCGUACCGUCAAGAGCUUCCUCACCAAGAUUCCCAGCGUGGUCACGGGAACCGACAUUGUGCAGUGGCUCAUGAAGAACCUCAACACCCAGGACCAAGCGGAGGCGCUGCACCUGGGCACGCAGAUGGCAGCCCACGGCUACUUUUUCCCCAUCUCAGACCACGUGCUGGCGCUCAAAGACGACGGCGCCUUGUACCGAUUCCAGAAUCCAUAUUUCUGGCCUUCCAACUGCUGGGAUCCCGAGAACACAGAUUACGCCGUGUAUCUGUGCAAGAGGACAAUGCAGAACAAGGCGAGGUUGGAACUCGCGGAUUACGAGGCCGAGAGCUUAGCGCGACUGCAGAGAGCGUUCGACCGCAAGUGGGAGUUCAUCUUCAUGCAAGCGGAGGCACAGGCCAGGGUCGACCGCAAGAGGGAGAAGCUGGAGAGGAAGGUGAUGGAGAGCCAGGAGCGCGCCUUCUGGGAUGUGCACAGACCCGUGCCCGGCUGCGUCAACAUCCUCGAGUUGGACAUCAAGAAGUCAAGUCGCAAGAUCAACUCGGGGCGAGCUCACAAGUCUGUCUAUGGACUCAAGGAGGAGGGACGGGCUGACGGAUCUCCACCCUCGCCGCCUCCAGAUGUCAAACGGCCAAGCGUGGAGGAGCUCAAACGGCAGGUGCGGUUCAUGCACGCGCAGAUGGAGCGGCACGGCAUGAAAACGUCUAAAGUGGCGGACAGCCUCAUCGCCUACUCGGAGCAGUACACGGACUACGACCCGUUUCUGACGCCGCCAGACCCCUCCAACCCCUGGGCAUCCGACGACGCCAGCUUUUGGGAGCUGGAGACCAGAAAAGAGCCGAGCCACCAGCGGGUGCUGCGGUGGGGGUUCUGCAUGGACGAGGUGCUCAAGGACUCGGUGGGGCAGGAGCAAUUCCUGCGAUUCCUGCAGUCAGAGUUCAGCUCUGAGAACCUGCAGUUCUGGGUGGCUGUGCAGGAACUUAAGCGCCUGCCGCUGCGGAAGGUGGCAGAUCGUGCCCGGGAGAUCUGGCAAGAGUUCCUGGAGCCUGGGGCACCCAACACCAUCAACCUCGACUCGCACAGCUUCGAGCGCACAGCACACAACGUGCGGGAACCCGGCCGAUUCGCCUUCCAGGAUGCGCAGGAGCACAUUUACAUGCUGAUGAAAACGGACAGCUACGCCAGAUUCCUGCGGUCCAACAACUACCAAGAACUUCUGGCGGCCAGAAAGAUGUCUGACCACGACCAAGACAGACGGACUUCGUUUGAGAAGUUCACGCGGAAUGUGAAAAGUAUGAACUUGUUUUGAGGUGUUCACCCGAGGGCAGAGGAAUUGUCCUUAAGAGGCAGAAGACACAGACCAUCAUCUGCCAGAGCGGCUUCAUCGAAUUAAGCCUUCACGAGUCUCGAGGGAAGGGAUCCUGAGACAUCGCCUGGAAGCAAGAUCAACUUCUUUUGCUAACGCUUCUCAUGUGCUGCUAAUUGAUGUGUCCACACGCCCACCACUUGGACAUUACCGCCACUCACAUUUGUGUUCUGAUAUUUUAUAUCCUGUACAGAAAUGUUUUAUAUCAAAUAUAGCACAUGGGUACUCCCCACUUGCUUCAGAAAAUAGGGUAUAACAACGGUACGGUGAUAUCUACUUUAAAGCAAUGUUACUGGGUAGUGCGAGCACUGACAAACGCUGUUCAUCAAGAGCUUGUGACAAACUUAAACCACAAAAGUGCCACUAUAACCAGGACAAAGAUUUGUUUUUAUUUUAAGCAAUUUAUAUUUGUCGUUAAAUGAAUACCCUGUUUUUUUUUCCAUCAAGCACAACUUGUAAGCUAAGCCAAUUUACUUGAGACAUUAUUGACAAACCCAAUGUUGCUUGUAAUUAAACACGUCUCCACAAGGGCUCUGUAUUACUCAAGCUAUACUUAUGUAGGUGCAUAAAUUACGUAUCUGUAUAUUCAACUUUCGGGCCAGUGCUCUACAUAAACCUUCAGUCAUAAAAAGUCAACUUUAAUCCUAUAAAGCUCGCAGCUCUCGUAUAAUACGCCAAGACAUUCAAUCAGGUGGUGGAAAGUGGAAGUCGGUGGUACAAAAUUCACGAUCACUUGGUGCAGCGUCCAGCAUAUGCAUUAAGUCUAACCUACGGUACGCAAUCUCUCCAACACAAAGGACACUUCCUGAAAUUCACUCUGGACCCCUGUGGAGAAGCAUGUGCCGGCAACAGCAUUAGUAACCUCAGGUAUUUAGGUGUUCUGCAAUAGUUUAACACGGACAACAUGAUACAAUAAAAUGCUCUGUCAAUAACA